CAAAGGGGGUGCACGAACGCAGAGAAACGCUUCCCCGCCCGGCAGAGAAAUGGAUGACGUGCUCCCCGUGGACUCGGACCUUUUUCCGAACGUGUCCACCAACACCUCGGAGUCCAACCAGUUUGUCCAGCCAGCCUGGCAAAUUGUCCUCUGGGCGGCUGCCUAUACGGUCAUCGUGGUGACCUCCGUGGUGGGCAACGUGGUGGUGAUGUGGAUCAUCUUGGCCCACAAGAGAAUGAGGACAGUGACCAACUAUUUCCUGGUCAACCUGGCCUUCGCAGAGGCCUCCAUGGCAGCGUUCAACACGGUGGUGAACUUCACCUACGCCGUCCACAACGAGUGGUACUACGGCCUGUUCUACUGCAAGUUCCACAACUUCUUCCCCAUCGCCGCUGUCUUCGCGAGCAUCUACUCCAUGACAGCCGUGGCCUUUGAUAGAUACAUGGCCAUCAUCCAUCCCCUCCAGCCCCGACUGUCAGCCACAGCCACCAAGGUGGUCAUCUGUGUCAUCUGGGUCCUGGCUCUCCUGCUGGCCUUCCCACAGGGCUACUACUCAACCACAGAGACCCUGCCCAACAGAGUGGUGUGCAGGAUCGAGUGGCCAGAACAUCCCGAUAAGAUUUAUGAGAAAGUGUACCACAUCUGUGUGACCGUGCUGGUCUACUUCCUCCCCCUGCUGGUCAUCGGCUACGCAUACACCGUUGUGGGAAUCACUCUGUGGGCCAGCGAGAUCCCUGGGGAUUCCUCUGACCGCUACCACGAGCAAGUCUCUGCCAAGCGAAAGGUGGUCAAGAUGAUGAUCGUUGUGGUGUGCACUUUUGCCAUCUGCUGGCUGCCCUUCCACAUCUUCUUCCUCUUGCCCUACAUCAAACCGGACCUCACCUCGGAGAAGUUUAUUCAGCAGGUUUACCUGGCCAUCAUGUGGCUGGCCAUGAGUUCCACCAUGUACAACCCCAUCAUCUACUGCUGCCUGAAUGACAGGUUCCGGGUGGGCUUCAAGCAUGCCUUCCGCUGCUGCCCCUUCAUCAGUGCCGGGGACUAUGAGGGGCUGGAAAUGAAAUCGACCAGAUACCUCCAGACCCAGGGCAGUGUGUAUAAGGUCAGCCGCCUGGAGACCACCGUCUCUACCGUGGUAGGGGCCCAGGAGGAGGAGCAAGAGGAUGGCCCCAAGGCUGCACCCUCUUCCCUGGACCUGACCUCCAAUGGAUCCUCUCGCAGCGACUCCAAGACCAUGACAGAGAGCUUGAGUUUCUACUCCAACAUGCUCUCCUAGACAGUGGCACUGUCAUCAGGACCAGCCACUCAUCUUUGCCUUGUCUCAUUUCAUGCAUGGGUAGUUCCUUCCUCUGAAGCCAUCAGAAACACCUUAACAUCAGGGCUUGUGGAAAGAGACAGGGUGGUUUAGGGCAAACAUUUCAUCCUGAUCAGAGUUAAAUUUCUGGAUGCUUCCAGGUCUUUACCACUCCCAAUCCGUGCAACUCAAGACAAAUCACAAAACCUCUCUGAGCCUAUGAAGUAAGAAGGUUGAGCUAGGGUUUUUCAACAAUACAUUCUGUGAUUCAAGAAUUAUCUCUGAAUACAGAUGCUCCCUUCAGAAUAAAUCAUGCAGUGCAGUAAUGGAUCCAGUUGUUCUG
This is a messenger RNA of Sorex fumeus (smoky shrew), 1634 nucleotides long. It is a transcript of the gene TACR1, whose product is annotated as tachykinin receptor 1. The coding region runs from base 50 to 1273 and encodes 407 amino acids. Gene Ontology annotation, cellular component: plasma membrane; sperm midpiece. The transcript is spliced from 5 exons. Gene Ontology annotation, molecular function: substance P receptor activity. NCBI's taxonomy places the organism in Eukaryota, Metazoa, Chordata, Mammalia, Eulipotyphla, Soricidae. Gene Ontology annotation, biological process: positive regulation of flagellated sperm motility; G protein-coupled receptor signaling pathway. The record is from RefSeq and is a predicted model, not a curated record.